Molecule: messenger RNA, 2657 nt
Organism: Aspergillus fijiensis CBS 313.89
Lineage: Eukaryota; Fungi; Ascomycota; Eurotiomycetes; Eurotiales; Aspergillaceae
Exons: 5
Coding region: 1-2601 (866 amino acids)
Source: RefSeq, a predicted model, not a curated record
AUGACUUCCGUCGAUAACGUGGAUGUCACCCUAUACAAUUUGAUCAGAAUAGCAUGGGACUUGUAUCAUAACUGCAAUCUUGUUCGUGGCGAGGCGCCUGACGGCUUCAAACAACUCGUGGCCGGAUUACUCUCUCUCCAUAACACUCUUCGUGCUCUGAAAAACAGCAGGGAAAGUGUGAGAGGUGAUCAUAGAGUUGAUCUGGGGCCUUCUCUUCAUGCCUGCUUAGAGACCCUGCAUGCACUCCAUAAACUAGUGGCCAGAUACAGGGCCAUUGGCGCCAGCAGCGAGAAGGAGUUCUGGGAGAAGAUGGACUGGCCAACACAACAAGGACAAGUGUUGCAUUCUCGGACUCCAGCCUUCGUGGGGAAAGGCACGCCAGACACAGAUAUGUCACCUCACUCUCGAACGCGGGAACAGAUUCGUCGAUCACUGCGCUAUGAGCCUCGAGAUAGAUUCCACCAACCGGACGCUGAGCUCAUUCUCAAGUUCGAUGCGUCUGUGGUCAAAGGGCAGGAAGUGCGGAACCUCACCACGAGCGGUUGGUUACACAUUGCUGUGUGGUGGCUGCUGAAGGCCCGUGCAGUCCUUGCCAACGCGGACAAGCCAAGCCCGUUGGAUAAUCGUGGAAGCGUUAGCCCAUCAACUUUAUCGUGGUCCUCCAGCUAUCAAGCAUAUGUUGACCUGCUCAAGGCCUCAUAUAUCCUAUAUGAUGUUGUGCUCAGAACUGGCAAUCCGGAGGAAUUGUUCUUGAAUGAGAAUCGGAAAAUGGUCUCCGAUUUGUCGGAAGGAGUUAGGGAAGACUUCUCCCAGUUCAGCUCCGUCGAUGUUCCAGACUAUGCUGCCAUUCAUUCACACAACCAGGAGAUUUUGGAAACAAUACAACCCGAAGAAAGUACGGGGAAUAUCAAUCCAAUUUUAGGUCUAGGCGAUGUCCGUUAUACUACGGUCGAGAUCGAAGACGCAGGCAAUGAGGACGAACAAGUCUUCUUCCGCACAUUCGUUAACGCCGGGAUAGGUAGCAAGAAGCUUCGCAUGAGAACGAAAGGCGCCCCAUACAUGCUUCUGUUGUCUACCAAGGAAGGUCACAGUGAGCCGAAAAUUACCAUAUGCAAUCAAAUGGGCACUUUUUGCCUCCAGCGGGACUUCACGCCAGCAGAUUUGGCCCAGCUUGUUCAAGUCUCAGAAGCCUCUCUCAACAUUCUUUCGGUUGCCAAGUCUACGGAACCGGUGACGCUGAUGUUUGAAACGGUCAGCGUUUCUAUCUCGUUUCAGUAUUUGCCCGACUUGGUACAGUUCAUCAGCGUUCCGAAAGCCUACUUCGAUGCGGUGUGGCCCCGGGAGCCAGUAAGCUCGGAUGAGAUUACCGAAACUAUGAUCUAUAGAGGCACUGUUGAGGUACUGGAGCAGCUCAAAGCACCCAGCAUGGUAGCCAUGAGUCCAGCUUUGGUUCACCGAUCCUGUGAAGUGCGCAUUCUAGAGAGAUCAUUUGGCGAAGCAUGGCGAUCCAUCCGGAGAAUGGUCAUCAGUUCUUCUGUGGCCGACAAAGAUCCAAUGUGUAUUGAUUGGUUCAUGCCUCUGAGCUGUGUACAAAUCAACCGCAAAAAAGGAUCGAGGCAGGCGCUACUGAAGUGGUCAGAUACUGGGCAAGAACGAUCCGAUAAGACUGAUGGGAACUACAACCCCCUUUACUCCAAUGUUUAUGAUGAGAAGAAUCCCAACAUCGGGAUUAGUAUAGAAUGGUCAACCGAGCAGGCAGCAGAGGAGUUUGAGCAGGCUAUCAUGAGUCUGAACGCGAAACCGAUAUUCUCCUGGUCUCAGACCCAAAGCUCGGGUCACGUCUACGACGCAGUGGACGACACUCCGGAUCACAAGAAAUACAAGACCAUCAUGGUGUGUCAAGCACACGCGGGCUGGAAGUCUAGUGGUGUAUAUUAUGUCUACAGAGACAUCGACUACAGCUAUGAGCAUGGCAGCCGCAGUGUUCGAUUUCCGCAUAUAUUUCACACCCACUACAUAUCAUCACACGUGGAUCAAUUGUACCGUGCUGACUCCCAGGUUGGAUUCUCCCACAGCGAGAAGGUGACGAGAAGCGUUGCGAUAAGCUUCGACGAAGUGCUCACCCUGCAGGGAUUCAUGAGCUCACUGGCAUCCUCCCACGAACUCGUGUUCUCCAGACGUGCCACAUCUCUUACAACCAAGUCCAAGCUCUUCUUCGGCCAUAAAAAGUCAUCUAAGGGAGACUCGGAGGUUCAGCUGUGGCGAGAUGGGGAGAAUCUGCGUCUUGCUGCACGAUGGAAAAGUGAUCAAAUCGCGGACAAGUGGUUAACACUGGGGAUGCCAGCUCGGGAGCCGAUGCGAGACCACAGUGAUCGAAUAAACUUUCCCACGCAGGAGUUUUCAAGAGGAAUGGUCCUCAAUAUGGCUAAGAUAGCCGCUGGAAAAGCGAAGGACCCAAGUAAGGAACGAUCGCGAGGUCCUGUGACGAUUCAUUUUCCAACAACAAAAGGUGGGUUCCCGCAUGAGCAUGAUGAGGCAUGCAAGUAUAUAUCCUGGCUACUCUCCGCUUCGAAGCUAAUGAUCAACAAUGAUCAACAAUGAACGAACAGAUCAAAGUGAUUUCAUUCUUGCCUUACGAACCAUGCCUACGUCAUAAG